Molecule: messenger RNA, 1227 nt
Organism: Williopsis jadinii
Lineage: Eukaryota; Fungi; Ascomycota; Saccharomycetes; Phaffomycetales; Wickerhamomycetaceae
Gene: RAD23
Product: Rad23p
Exons: 4
Coding region: 1-1227 (408 amino acids)
Biological process (GO): nucleotide-excision repair; proteasome-mediated ubiquitin-dependent protein catabolic process
Cellular component (GO): cytosol; nucleoplasm
Molecular function (GO): proteasome binding; damaged DNA binding; ubiquitin binding
Source: RefSeq, a predicted model, not a curated record
AUGCAAGUCAUCUUUAAGGACUUUAAGAAGGAGAAGAUCCCGGUGGAAGUUGCACCAGAAGAGACGGUUCUCGACGCUAAGAAGAAGUUGGCGGAGAUCAAAGGUGUUGAGGCUUCACAGUUGAAGUUUGUGUAUUCCGGGAAAGUUCUUCAGGACGAUAAGACCAUCCAGGAGACAAAGAUCAAGGCUGAUGAUCAGGUGAUCUUCAUGAUCUCAAAGGCUGUCAAGAAGGCGACCCCAUCCACACCUGCCCAACCAACAACAACACAAACACCAACUGCUCCAAGAGCUCAGGCACCAGUAGCUCAGGUACCGGCUCAAGAACCAGCGCCUGCUGCUGCUGCUGCUGCUGCUGCUGCUCUGCCAGAACAACAGACACCAUCGAACUCUGCUGCUGUUGAUGCAUCCAGUGCCUCUGCCGAACCACAGAGCUUUGAUGCUUCAACAUUUGCCGUUGGUUCUGCAAGAGAACAAGCCAUUGCAAAUAUCAUGGAGAUGGGCUAUGAAAGAUCACAGGUGGAAGCUGCCCUCAGGGCUGCUUUCAACAAUCCAGAUCGUGCUGUGGAAUACCUCUUGACUGGUAUCCCAGAAUCUGCUCAGGUUCCUGUACAGGGACAACAACAAGCUCAGCAGAGCGGAGAUCAACAAGGCCAGGAAGCAGAACAAGGCGCCUCGGAUGCCCCAACAGCCAUCGAGGAGAUUGUAGAAGAGGAUGUUGUUGUUGGUGAUGCGGAUGCCGAUGAAGAUGACGACGACCAACAUGGCGAUCUGUUUGCUGCUGCUGCUGCCGCAAGUGCUGGGGGCGCAAUUGGCGGUGCUGAUGCUUCAAGUCCAGGAGGUGCUAAUGCUGCCGGAAACAUCGACCUUGGCUCCGCUGAGGGCCUUAGAAGACUUGCACAGGAAUCCCCAGAGGCCCUCGAGGGAUUGCUGACCAUGUUGGCCCAGCAGAAUCCACAGUUGAGCAGUCUUAUCCAACAGCACCCAGAAGAGUUUAUUAGAAUGUUACUCCAAGGCCCAGAAGGGCUGGAAGACGUUGAAGGUGGUGAACUGGCACAACCACAGUUAGGAGAGGGCGAAGAGUUACCACAGAUCACACCAGACGAUGAGAAUGCGAUCAACAGAUUGAUGGAGUUGGGAUUCGACAGAGGAACAGUGGUACAGGUAUACUUUGCUUGCGAUAAGAAUGAGGAGCUUGCUGCGAAUAUCUUGUUUAAUGACCAUGCUUGA